AUUUCCUCUAACAGUUCAUAAUUUGAAAAAUAUGACGACUGUUGUUUAUAUAGUCCAUUGUGAAAAUGUAAUUUGCAUAAUAAUUUGGAACGCGGUGUAAACAUCAACCUAUUAAGAUUUUCUUAAUUCUGCUAUUGCUCAAAAAUCGUCAUGGCGACAUCUAGCGGGGUAUAACAGCCCUUGAACAACUUCAAUAUCCAGUCAUCCACUGGUUUGCAAUGACUAUGCCUCGUCAGUGACAAGAAGUUAUUUUGAGGGCGUAUUGUCGCAAACGUCUUGUCACGUUUCAGCGAAUCUUGAGUUUGGUGAGGAUGAUACCAUAUCCGAAAUAAACCUGGUAGCGUCUGACAAUACAAGAGGGGUGGUACUGGAGAGUGCGCGCGGUGGAUUUGGAAGCAACCACGACUGGACUGUGAGGCAGCGGGUCCUGAAGCGAAUGAUCUGGUAGUAGUCUAUUAUAUAAAAGCCCUUUGGCGACACUACACUUAGGAGUGCUCAUACGUAAACUGGAUAGCAGUUUGACCUCGGUAACAAUGCAUUCCAUAAGGAACUUUUUCUGUGGCCAGUGGUCAUCCACAGAGAGGCUUGAUGAGAAAACAGUUAUUAUCACUGGGGCCAACACAGGGAUAGGGAAGGAGACAGCAAGAGAUCUGGCCAAGCGAGGUGCUCGUAUCAUAAUGGCCUGCAGAGAUAUGGAGCGAGGGGAGGCAGCCCGUAAGGAGAUUGCGGAAGACUCUGGCAACCAGAACAUUGUCCUGAAGAGGCUAGACCUCUCCAACACCAAGUCCAUACGGGAAUUUGCUGAAUUAAUUAACAAAGAGGAGCAGCAGCUCAAUAUCCUGAUCAACAAUGCUGGUGUGAUGCUGUGUCCCUUCUCCAAAACAGCAGAUGGCUUCGAGAUGCAGAUCGGUGUCAAUCACCUUGGCCACUUCCUGCUGACCUUCCUAUUGCUGGACCUAUUGAAGCGCUCGGCCCCGGCCCGGGUGGUGAACGUGGCGUCUGUGGCCCACACCUGGGUGUCGGGCAUCCAGCUGGAUGACAUCAACAGUGAGAAGGCCUACAACGCCCGCCGAGCCUACGGCCAGAGCAAGCUCGCCAACAUCCUCUGCACCCGCUCACUUGCCAAGAGACUACAAGGUAGUGGUGUGACGGUGUACAGUCUGCAUCCGGGCGUGGUCCAGACGGAGCUGUGGCGGCACCUGAGUGCUCCGGUGCAGGUGGCCGUCAGGGUGUUCAGCCCCUUCACCAAGACCUCAGUGCAGGGCGCCCAGACCUCUGUAUACUGCGCUGUGGAGCCAGCACUGGAGAAGGACAGCGGAGACUACUACAGUGACUGUGCUCCGGCGCGUUGUUCACGGGCUGCCAAAGAUGAUGAAAUGGCAGAGAAACUCUGGGAGCUGAGCUGCCAGCUGUUGGGGAUCCAUUGGGACUAAUGACCUAAGGACAGACAGGUUCAUUAUCACCGAGGAAUAAAAUACAUCUUUGUAUAAACUACAAAUCGUAUCAGCACUAAUUUUACUGACACUUUCAACAGCUCAUUUGUACUGUAGUGAUAAUUACCAGUGAACUGCAUCAGUUAAAUGUUCUGUGAAAUAGUUAUUGGUUGGGACACUGCAUAUUUCAGAGGAAGUGGUAUCAUUUUUCUUGUGUGAUUAAGAACUUCUUACUGUCUCUUCCUGUCGGGUUCUGGGUUCUGACGGUAGAUGUAUGCCUACUGGGCAUCCCUACUGUAUUUUUUGGAUGCAUGUGAAGUCA
Engraulis encrasicolus (European anchovy) is the source of this 1755-nucleotide messenger RNA. RefSeq lists its product as uncharacterized. The transcript has 7 exons. The coding region runs from base 534 to 1433 and encodes 299 amino acids. NCBI's taxonomy places the organism in Eukaryota, Metazoa, Chordata, Actinopteri, Clupeiformes, Engraulidae. The record is from RefSeq and is a predicted model, not a curated record.